AGUGGCUGCUCUGCCGCGACGGGUGAGACCGAGAGUCGGGGCCGGGCCGACCGCGUAGCCAUCAUUGUUCAGUUCAGGAAGUAGUAGUGAAGUGCUAGUGUGUCUCGGUUCUGUACUCCCGGAGGCUUCUGCCGACAUUGCCAGGGAAAAUGAGAUGUUAUAACUUACUUCACUGCAUGGUUUUGGCAGCUCAGCAUCUACCUGUAGUUACAAGAGAGAGGUAAACCCAUCGUUAGAACUUCAACUUUUGUAUCAACUGAGCAUCACUUAACACACAACAAUGGCAUCGGAUCAAGACAUUAAGGAAAUAUAUGCUCAAGAAAAGAAAGUGGUCCCUGGAUGGACUUACUGCAAAUCCUCAAACAAGUUCUACCCAACUGAUAGUACAUUCAAGGUUGAAACUGCUAUUACAUACAAUUUAAUUACUUUAAGUGGAAAAAUUUUAAAGAAUUUUCAAGAAAGUAAAGCAUUUGAAAAUCAACUUUGGGUAAAAGAUUUAGGGACAGUGGAUGUUAAUAAUGUUUUUCUUACUAAGGGAACCAAAAUAUUGAGAAAAAAAGGUUGUAACAUUUCCCCACAUAGUAUUUGCCAUACUGUCAGCACAGUUAAUUAUAAGUGUUUUGUUGACAUGUUAGUCAUUUUUUCUCAGCCUGUAGCGGAUGAUGACAAAAACAAAAUGGGAAAUAUUCUUUACAAGGUAUUAUAUGAAAACUCUGAAGUUCUCAUUCCAGACAGAAUGUUGAAAACUUUCAAUUGUGCAUAUAUAUAUUCUAGCUGGAAUAAAGCUAAUUCAGUUAUGAUGACAUCCUUCAAAUCAUGUAUGGAAGAGUUCUGUAACAUACUUAAAAAAACCAAGCUGUCUAACAUCCCCCUGACUGUACUUUUGAUGAAUCCAAAGCAUGUAGCUCCACCUCAGAUUUUAGGAGCUGAUAAAUGUCUGACAGAGGAUAAAGCUUCCACACCCGCAAAAACAAUUGUAAAGGAGGAAUGUCAGCUGCAGAAUACAAGAACUGAUGCUGAAGAAAGCAGAGGUCAAAUAAGAUAUUUAAAUGAAACAACUUUUAACUCUGAGGACUGUUCAAGAUCUUCAGGAUGGAAGCACCAAGUACAGGUUGAAUUACCAGUAGAUACACAAUUGCCACAGAGUAACAACACCUGUCAAGCAAGCAGUCAUCACUCAAAUGUUGUUCAAGACCUAAAUCUUCAAUCUAAUGCCAUAACUCAUUCUUAUUCUGAUGUGGGACACAUUACAUAUUCAUCAAGUAAAGUAACUCCCAGUAAAAGCUUGCUAAAACCAGUGAGCAGAAGUGCCAGCAACCUACAAAACCAAACACAGUGUAAUCCCUUACUUAACAGUGAUGGUGAAUCAGGAAUAAAAGCAGUUCAACUUUCAGAUUCACAAACUGUUGCUGAUAAGUUUACUGAAGACUGUAAAGCCGCUUUUGGUAAUAAAUUAGGGGAAAUUCACAUGCUUUGUAAUAAGAUGGCAUCAGAUGUUGCCAAACACAGACUAUCUACUGGGUCAGAGAAACAAUGUGUGUCAGUUAAAAAUAUUAACUCUAAAACUAACCCCUGUGCAUCUGUUACAAAUUUUGCUAAACCCUCUGAGGUCAGUGGAAAGUGGAGUCAAGUAACCCAGACACACAGUAGUCCAAGUAAGUUUCCAUCAUCAGGCGCUGAGAAGAAAAUGUUAGGAACUCAAUCAAAUAAGCAAAAUAAAUUUUGUAGGGAUGAAAAAAAUUCUAAACUUCAGACAAAGAAAAUUAAAAAGGAUGAUUCUGUACCAACACAGAACAAACCAAGCAAAAUAAUAACAUCUAACUACAGGGAGGAGCACCAGUUUACCAACCAGAAUGCAAGAGAAAUUCAUGGGAAAGUCAGGGAGUCAAUUAUCUUGCCACCAACUACAUCAUGUCCAGAUCCAUGUGGCAUGAAAAGGAAAUUUUAUGGAGUUGUUAGCACAAAAGUAAAAGAAAAGGUUUUAAUUCUCAUUGGAGCUUCUGGUAGUGGAAAAACCACAUUGCUAAACUUUAUUGCCAAUUGCAUAAAAGGUGUUAAAACUGUAGAUGAAGAGUUAAUUUAUGUGGAAGGAAACUCAAAAGAAGCUCCCUGCCAUACAACUUCAAUCACAGCAUAUACAUUUUGCUUCUUGGAAGAUGAUAUUCCUAUCACUAUUAUAGACACUCCAGGCUUAAAAAAUUCUUCGGGGGCAGAUGUGAAUGAUUAUGUCCAGUCACUUAAAACUUUCAUAACAAAUGCUGCCUCACAAAGUCUUGACAUCCAUGCCAUAGGUUUUGUAGCACAAGCUCACCAGGUGCAUCUGACCUCAUCAGAGCUCUUCAUCAUAGACUAUGUAUCAAAACUGUAUGGUCAGGGUGUUAUUAAUCACUUUAUACCUUUUAUCACAUGUGCUGACAACCAGAAGACUCCUCUGGUAAUAGAAGCUAUGAAGAACUAUGGAGUAAAAUCAAAAUUCUUCUUUAAGUUCAAUAAUUUUGUGCUCAGUAGAACUUCAACACAAGAAAUUGAUGAUAUGGAUAGGAUAUUUUGGAAGACUGGGAACAAAAAUUGGAGAAAGUGUAAGCAGUACUUGCUUGAGCUUCCAGCUCUUUCUGUUAAUACAUUUAAAGCCAUACAAAGUGAAGUUUAUGCCACAACAGUUAUGGAUUCUGCUGUGAGAGAUCUAAAAUCUGAAUUGAAGAAAUUUUUAAAUUCUUGUCAAGAUUUUAAACACAUGACUAAAGAAGCAUUUAAGAUUUGUGAAAAUGUGUGGGAAUUUGCAGCAGUUGUGCACCACCUAAAAUGUACUCAAGAGUCAGACACAUCAGAUGUGAAGAGCAUCUUGAUAACCUGUACAGAUGAGAUGUGCAAGGAAAAUGCCUUUCCUUCCAAAGAUUGUGUAAAACUGCUAUCUCUUGCACCAUCAAAAAGUCUUCUUGGUGCUGGUAUAGGGGCCAUCCGUAGCCUUGGACCUCUUUAUGAGCAGGUUAAGAUAUCUGAAACAAAGGAAAGUGAAACUAUGGAAUUAUCUGGAAUUUUUUUCUGUAAAAAAUGUCAAGAAGAUCAUAGAAUAGAAAGACAAACAACCAGUGGGAUAUUAAAUUUGCUAUCUAGUAUUGGAACCAGCAGUAAUAUAAUUACAUUGAAGUGCACAGACUGUAAGUGUGGUGGUGUUUUCCAUGUUAAGGCAACCAAAAGGAAGCAACAAGCAUCAGUCGAUCUUUCCUCUGGAUAUUUACUUAAUCACAUUGAAAAGGUUAUUAAUAACAUUCUUCAAAAAUGGUCUCUCUCAGGACGCCUGAUUGGCAAAAACCAGUAUCUCUACCAUAUAAACCUUGCUUUAGAUCAUAAAUUUCGAAUGUUAAUUGAUGACCUUUUGUCUGUGAAAUAAGAAUGUCCCAUGCACUCUUCUUGCUUUUGCUGAAGGUAACAUCAUCAGUGGACAUCAUUAUUUUUCUGGUGUUAUAGUACUGUACAUGAAUUUAUAUGGUAAUUAUGCAGUUAUAUAGAUGUCUUUAAGUUCCCAUUAGUUUGAAGACAUACAUUGCAAUGGAUGAGUAUUACAAUUCCAUUUUAUAUUUUAAUAUUCUCAGUCCAUGAUAAAAAGUCGAGACCUACAGCAGCAAUAUGUUCAUGAUGAUUCUGACUACAGGUGUACUGUAUUUUUAAUUAUGAAAGAGUUCCACUGUAUACAGUAUCACAUUUAAGUUUUACUCUGGGUACAAUGUAUCAACGACUUUUGAGCAUUAUACUGUAUCCUGAAAUAUUUAGUACAGUACUGAACAUAUUAGUAAGUGAUAGUUUGUAACUUCCUUGUUGGCCUGAGAAAUACCACUGUCCAAGAGUUUAUACUGGUUCUAGGACUGAAAUGUAUUUUUCCUUGUGCACCUUAGUUUCUUAAUGGCCACUCAAAUUAGAGGUGGCCAUGCAGAAGGAAAGAGGCCAGUGGCCUGUGUAGGAGCAUUCCAUUGUUCUUGAUAGUCUUGUCAAGGGCUAUUUUGAAGCACAAUACUGUUCUCAAUUCCACAGCUUAGGCUUUUCCUGUAAUUUGCAUUACAGUACAGUACUGUAUAGUAUAGCACUUCAGUUCCACUCACUCAGUAGUCACAUUCAGUAAACUAAUGUAAUAUCAGUAAUGGUACCAACUUCCCCUAAAUGUCCUGAUACUUUUAGAUGUUCCAUAAAUUGUCAAUCCCAAGAGAUACAUCAUAUUCCAGUAACAAUGGAUGGUAUUUUCUUAACCUCAAAAGAAUUAAAUCUCUUUGAUAAAUUUUUGGUAUAGCAGUUUGACCUUUCCAGGUUUUUUUUCUUUAUCAAAUUACUAUAAAAAGCUGUUUUAAAUUUUUAUUUGAGAAUAAAUAUAAGCCCAACCUUAUUUUUUAAAAUUUUUGUGAAUAUAGUACAGUACUAUAAAGUACAGUACUAUACACUGACAAAAGCUGACAUUAAACCCUUCUAUGUUAUGUGAAUUACUGAACGUUUGUUUUUGUAUUGGAUUCUUGUAAUAAAUGUACUGUAAUUGUAAGAAACACUGUGAUACUUA
Molecule: messenger RNA, 4543 nt
Organism: Homarus americanus (American lobster)
Lineage: Eukaryota; Metazoa; Arthropoda; Malacostraca; Decapoda; Nephropidae
Exons: 3
Coding region: 281-3391 (1036 amino acids)
Molecular function (GO): GTP binding; ATP hydrolysis activity
Source: RefSeq, a predicted model, not a curated record